CUAUUUGAAUCGGCAAAGAAGAGAGACAGUACACUGGCUAGAACAGAAAAGCUCGUUCGCAAGAUAUUUUACUUGUGAUUUCAAACUUUUUACAGUAAACGGACUUGGUGCAAACAUUACCAUAAAGGAAGAUCUCGAGGAGUGCAUAAUGAGGAGGAGUGAAGUGCUCGCAGCUGAAUCGGUGUCAUGUCUGAACAAAGCACUGUGCCGCCUGAAGGAUAUUUGGGAGGAAAUAGGAAUCCCAGAGGACCAGCGACUGCAGAGGACAGAUGUUGUAAAGAGUCAUAUAAAAGGUCUGCUGGAAAUGAUGAUCGCAGAGGAAGAGAGCCUCAGGAGCCGGUUGAUUAACAGCAUAGAUAUGUGUCGCAAAGAGCUGGACAUUCUGUGCAGGGAACUGCAUUUACCGCCGUUUGAGGAGGAAGAAGGGCACACGAUGCUGCAGCUGGAGAAGGACAUUCGAACCCGAGUAGAAGUGAUGAUGAAACAGAAGAGUCAGAGGAUGCAGGAGCUCAAAGCUCUUUGUCAGCAGGACCAGGAGCUCUGCGACAUUCUGUGCACAGACUCUUACAGUAUCAGCCCCGACUCGGUCCCCUCCCUGAAGGACCUGGAGAACUUCCGCCAACAUAUUGUCAACCUCACUGCAGAAAAGGAUCGGAGGCACAAAGAGUUUGUCUGCAUUAAGAGACAAAUUAUCUUGUGCAUGGAGGACCUGGAGCAAUUGCCAGACACUAGUUUUGAGCGGGAUGUGGUGUGUGAGGAUGAGGACGCCUUCUGUCUGUCCGAAGAGAAUAUUGCAUCGCUUAAACUGCUUCUCCAUCAGCUGGAAGAUCAGAAGGCUGUGAAUGAGGCAGUUUGUAGCUCUUACCGCACAAAGGUCCAGGCGCUUUGGGAGAGGCUGCAAAUCGCCCAGGAGGAGAGGGAGGCUUUCUCAGAGCAUAUGGCCUUGUCCAAGAAAAGAAAUAGGGAGGCUUUAGAAGCUGAGAUAAAGCGCCUUGAAGAACUAAAACUUCAGAACAUUUGGAACGUUACUGCAGUUAUCCGUGAGGAGAUUGCCUCCUACUGGGACAAGUGUUUCUUCAGCGAAGACCAGCGUCAGGCCUUUGCACCGUACUAUGUUGAUGAUAUCACUGAAGACGUUUUAAGCCUGCAUGAUGCAGAAAUCCUUCGUCUCAAACAACAUUAUGAGGCCCACAAGGAGCUCUUUGAGGGCAUUCACAGUUGGGAAGAAAACUGGACACUCUUCCAGGAACUUGAGAAAAAGACAACCGACCCUUCCAGAUUUACUAACCGUGGAGGAAAUCUUUUGAAAGAGGAGAAACGCAGGGCUGACCUGCACAAAAGCCUGCCAAAGCUGGAGAAGAAGCUGAAGGCUGAGAUCGAUGUUUGGGAGCAGGAGCAAUGCUGUGAAUUCUUAGUCAGGGGUCAGAAGUUUAUGCAGUACGUAGAGGAGCAAUGGGAGACGUACAGGAUGGAGAAAGAAAGGGAAAAACAGGAACGGCAACUGAAGAAAAGCAAGCAAACGGAGGAAGAUAUGCUGUAUGGCACUGCUAUUCGUACUCCGUCUAAACGCAGAAUUCCAGGCGCCGCCACACCUGGAAAAAUGCGAAAGUUCAAUACCACCUCCAGCAUCUAUAGCACCACUCCUAACAGCACAAUGCGCUCUGUCUUUGGGGGAACCAUCUGUCGCUCUCCAGUGUCCAGAACCCCCCUCUCGAAUGGUCUCAUGGUGCGGACACCAGGACGCAGCAAGACUCCAAAUAUGGGUCUGAUGAAGCACAACAAAGAGAACAUCUCUCACCUCAAUGGGACUGCUCUGAGUGGUGCGUCGAAGACGCCAGCAGGCUCACAACGCACCUUCAGCAUUAACUCUGUUGCCAGCACCUAUUCAGAAUUUGCGAUGGAAAUUGGCCACAUUGAUUCCACCGCCCUGCAAAGCAAGAACUUUCAAGGGCAUCCAAAUCUAACUCCAAGCCCGGAGUCUUGAACUCAACCGUCACUCAUAUUUGAUCUUGGAACGCAAGCAUAUGCACCCUUUCGCUGUCCAGUGAGGGCUCCGUGCUUUGUACAAAUGGAAUCCGUACAGUUUAACUGGUGUCUGCAUUUGUAUGUAUUAAUGAAGGUAGUGAUGUAUCGUCAAGAAUGUGGAUGCACACGGAAAUGAUGUUAUAUAAAAAGUUGUAAUAUAUUUUAUUGUAGUUAACACUUUUAAAGGCUUCUAAUUGUUGCACCGAUCAAGCGCGUCUUUGUUUUAAAUUGGUAUGCGUUUUUUUCUCUCUGAUUUAACAGUAACGGGAAGCUUCGAAAAGUGUUUUUCUGUAACUUUUUUCUACCGACUUAUUUGCUCCUGAAGGUCUACAUGGUUCGAAGUCAAGUUGGAAUUUAUGAACGCUUUCUAACACAUGCUAUUUUAACCUAAUCUGUGUUUCUACUUUUGGGUAUUUUAAUCAUCAGUUGCACAUUUUGUCACUACCUGAAUAUCACACUGCUUUCUUCUAUUUAUUCCUGACACUACGUGACACUCUCCAAGGCAUGGUAUUGAAUUGAUAUGUCUUUUUUUUAUGGAUGGGAUGGGUCUAUGUAUUUGAAUCCAACAAAUUUGACUGCUUUAUAUAGGCAAAAAUCUAUUCACAUUCGUCAUGUAUUGCAAACCCGUUUCCAAUAUGUAAAUAAAUUCCUUUUAUUUCUAAA
Messenger RNA from Anguilla anguilla (European eel), 2688 nucleotides. RefSeq names its product protein regulator of cytokinesis 1b (gene prc1b). NCBI's taxonomy places the organism in Eukaryota, Metazoa, Chordata, Actinopteri, Anguilliformes, Anguillidae. The coding region runs from base 149 to 1984 and encodes 611 amino acids. The record is from RefSeq and is a predicted model, not a curated record. Gene Ontology annotation, cellular component: mitotic spindle midzone; spindle; cytoplasm. Gene Ontology annotation, biological process: mitotic spindle midzone assembly; microtubule cytoskeleton organization. Gene Ontology annotation, molecular function: microtubule binding. The transcript is spliced from 15 exons.